Messenger RNA from Zychaea mexicana, 2680 nucleotides. Its product is annotated as dynamin-A. Bases 108 to 2318 code for a protein of 736 amino acids. Gene Ontology annotation, molecular function: GTPase activity; microtubule binding; GTP binding. Gene Ontology annotation, biological process: mitochondrial fission; peroxisome fission. Gene Ontology annotation, cellular component: microtubule; peroxisome; membrane. Lineage: Eukaryota; Fungi; Mucoromycota; Mucoromycetes; Mucorales; Lichtheimiaceae. The record is from RefSeq and is a predicted model, not a curated record. The transcript is spliced from 12 exons.
UGUUGUGUGUGUUUCAAGGUUCCUUUAUUUUUUAUUUUUACGCUUUCUCUCUCUCUCUCUCUCUCUCUCUCUUUCCCCCAUUUACCAACCAACUAAAGGUACAUACCAUGGAUGACCUUAUCCAGCUGACGAACAAGCUGCAGACUGUGCUGGCAAGCAUCAGCUCCUAUGAAAGUCUUGACCUACCCCAGAUCGUUGUCGUCGGUUCUCAGUCUUCGGGCAAAUCGUCUGUCCUUGAAACCAUCGUUCAACGCGAUUUCCUACCGCGAGGCAGCGGCAUCGUCACUCGUCGACCACUUAUUCUACAACUCAUUACACAGCGUCAAAAGGAUGCCGAAGAAUAUGGUGAAUUCAUGCAUGCCAAGGAUAAGCGCUUUUUUGAUUUCGAUGAAAUCCGUCAAGAGAUUGAGCGAGAAACGAGUCGUCUAGCUGGUGGUAACAAAGGCAUUUCGCGCCAACCUAUUCACUUGCGCAUCUAUUCUCCCAAGGUGCUGACUCUGACGUUGGUUGAUUUGCCCGGUUUGACAAAGGUCCCUAUAGGUGACCAGCCGCAGGAUAUCGAGAAACAAAUUCGUACCUUGAUUAUGGAUUACAUCUCUAACCCAAACAGCAUCGUAUUGGCCGUAUCACCAGCGAAUAUGGACGUUGCCAACUCGGACAGUUUAAAACUUGCGCGACAAGUGGAUCCAGAAGGCAAACGGACGAUCGGUGUACUGACCAAAUUGGAUUUGAUGGAUGCUGGUACUAAUGCAUUGGAUGUUCUCAUGGGCCGAUCAUAUCCACUUCGUCUUGGUUUUGUGGGUGUGGUGAACCGAAGCCAACAGGAUAUCUUGACCAACAAGCCCAUGAGCGAAGCGGUCGAUGCAGAGGAUGACUUUUUUCGACAACAUCCGGCUUAUCGGAGUAUCGCCAGUCGUUGUGGCACCAAGUAUCUCAGCAAGCAAUUGAAUAAUAUUUUGUACACUCGGAUCAAGGAGAAGUUGCCCGAGUUACGAUCAAAACUCAGCUCGUUGGUGAGCCAGACCCAGCAGGAAUUAAAUCAAUAUGGCGAUCCAGCCUUUUCCAGUGGUGAUGUCCAUCGGGGCUCGUUGAUCCUCAAACUAUUGACCAAAUUUUCGAAUGAUUUUGUUGCAGCGAUUGAUGGUACCUCUUCGGAAAUGUCUACUAAGGAGUUAUGUGGAGGUGCCCGUAUUUAUUUUAUUUUCAACAAUGUUUUCGGCAGCGCAUUGGAUGCUAUUCCACCGUGUGCCAAUCUUUCCAACAACGACAUCCGUACUGCCAUCCGAAACUCGACAGGUCCCCGUCCAUCCUUGUUUGUGCCUGAACUUGCAUUUGACUUGCUUGUGCGGCCUCAGAUCAAACUUUUGGAAACACCCAGUUUGCGCUGUGUUGAACUGGUGUAUGAAGAGCUCAUGAAAAUCUGUCACAUUUCAGAAUAUAAGGAACUGCUGAGAUACCCACGACUGCAUACCAAGCUCGUCGAAGUCGUUUCUGAAUUAUUGCGCGAAAGAUUAAGCCCCACUUCAAACUAUGUCGAGAGCCUGAUUUCCAUCGAACGUGCAUACAUCAACACAAACCAUCCUGAUUUCCUAGGCGCAGCAGGUGCCAUGGCCAACCUGGAGAGCGAGUCCAAGAAGAAAAAGAGAGCAGUAGAAACCAAGAGACGGCACAUGCGUACAGAGUCGCCUGCGUCAAGUGUAGUGAGCGCUGGAAGUCGAGCAGACGAUGAACAUCAUCAGAAUCAUUUGCUGCUUAAUGGUGCUAACGGUGGACCCAAGGAGAAUGGAUACGCGCCGCCACCGCCGCCAGCUUCGUCGGGGAGCACCAGUGGCGAGAACAAGGAAUCAUUUUUAACCUACUUUUUCGGUGGAGCCAACAAGAACGAACGACCCGCACUGGGUCCACAAGAAAUGAUGAACAAUGCUUCGUUUACUUCGCCGCUCUCUGUUACGAGCAUGAUGGAAAAUGAACUAGAGCGAAAGUUCAGUGAACAGGUAUCGAUGCAACCCACCGAGGAACAAUUACAAGCAUCCGAUCGAGAAGAGAUUGAAAUCCAACUUAUCCGCACAUUGAUCACCAGCUACUUCAAUAUCGUACGAAAAAACAUCCAGGAUCUUGUGCCCAAAUCCAUCAUGCACUUGCUCGUCAAUCAUUCCCGAGAAUCAGUACAGAACCGUCUUGUUGCAUCACUGUACAAGGAAGAACUGUUCAAGGACUUGUUGCAGGAGGAUGAAGGUGUUGCUGCUGACAGAGAGAAAUGCAAGACCAUGUUGGAAGUAUACAAGCAAGCGUUUGAGAUUGUCAACAAUGCGCUCUAAAGACUGCACUACGUCGGAUAUUCCCACUUCUUUUUUCUUUUUGAAAAAAAGAGCAAUUGUUACUAUAAUCAUUAUUGUUAAUGUUAUUAGAUAUAGAUACGCGAACAAAAAAACAUCCUAAACCACACACGCGCCACCACUAUCACCUUGUCACACACACUCUCCACCUUAUCUCCUACUUUAAAACCGUAUGUACUUGAUCAUUCUUUUUUCUUUUUCUUCUUGUGCUACUAUAUAUUUAUGCAUCUAUAAAUAUCUAUGUUGUAGAAUACCCACAAUCACACACACACACACACAUUUGCACUUAUACAUCGUUCUCUCAAUAUCAUAUACAAAUACUCAGAAAGAAACACGCUCUCUUU